UUGUGUCGAAAUAUUUAAAUAUUUUAACUUUUCCAUUAUGGCUGGUAAUGAGGCUGGACAUGGUGCUAUUGUCAGAAAUAGAGAUUUGAUUGAUGUGUGGAUAGAAGCACCGAGAGGAAAUAGAAAACAGGUGGUUUAUGAAAAGAUAUUAUCUCUUAUUGAUAUAACAGAUGAACCUUCCAAACAUCUUAAAAGUAAUAUUAUGAAAUGCAGCCAGUUGUUUGGGUUCAAAAUGGCAGAAAGUAGGACAAUCUCAGAAUCGACUUUUACAAAAUCAGAAAACACAUCUUCGGAUGAGGAACAAGAACCUCCUUGUCGCUCAGUCGGACGGCCACGGGUGCCAUUUGAAGAGGCAUCGAAGAAAACAAAACGAAGACGUGUAGCCGAACUAACCACAGACAGAUCUGCAAAUGAACUUCAAUUUGCUGUAAAUGUCGUUUCUGGAAGCAAUCACAGUGAGGUCUCGCCACAAAUUUUUAGUUUUAGUACAGCUGAAGCUUUAGCCCUUAUGGUAGAUUUGGAUAUAUCCGUAAGAAAGUAUUUGCUACUUAGGUCUGUUAUUAAUGAAGUUGAUUUGCAAGAACUUGUACAGAAAACAGCUGAAAGUAUCCUUGAAAUAAAUUUUGAAGAGAGAGAUUGCCGGAUUAAAGUGAUAUAA
Messenger RNA from Acanthoscelides obtectus, 658 nucleotides. NCBI's taxonomy places the organism in Eukaryota, Metazoa, Arthropoda, Insecta, Coleoptera, Chrysomelidae. The record is from the annotation of a GenBank genome assembly.